Molecule: messenger RNA, 1596 nt
Organism: Morus notabilis
Lineage: Eukaryota; Viridiplantae; Streptophyta; Magnoliopsida; Rosales; Moraceae
Product: zinc finger CCCH domain-containing protein 23
Exons: 1
Coding region: 151-1194 (347 amino acids)
Molecular function (GO): metal ion binding
Source: RefSeq, a predicted model, not a curated record
ACCUCUUAACUCCACCACGGUUGAGCUUAAACCCCUAUUCCCCCUCUUUCUCUUUCUAACUUUCUCUCUCCUCGAAAAGCAGUUUAUAUAUCAGAGACUGGAGACCACUCUCUCACCACUUCAAAUGUCUCAAGUCCCACUACCACCACGAUGAUGCUUGGCGAACCACCACCAACCCGCUCAAAUCCGACCGUCCAAAUUCCUCAGUGGGACUCAUUCGAUGAUCCCACGGCCGGGAUCAACUCCCCAUUCUCCGUCUCCAGUCCUUCCUUCAACAAUGUUGGUGCCGGCGGAGACUGCUCUCAUUACCUCGAGGCCUUCGCCUCGCUCCACCGUUAUCUCCCGUCGAACGAGUUUUUCCCCGGAGAGUCUGACUCGUUGAGCGAUGAGUCUGACUCGGCGGCGCACGCUGUCGACGCCUUCUCCUGCGAUCAUUUCCGCAUGUUCGAGUUCAAGGUCCGGCGUUGCGCGCGCGGGAGAUCUCAUGACUGGACGGAGUGCCCCUUCGCCCACCCAGGGGAGAAGGCCCGCCGAAGAGAUCCCAGGAAGCACCACUACUCCGGCACCGCCUGCGCCGAGUUCCGAAAAGGAAACUGCAAGAAAGGAGAUUCCUGUGAGUUCGCCCACGGCGUCUUUGAGUGCUGGCUCCACCCUGGUCGUUACCGGACCCAGCCUUGCAAGGACGGCCUCAGCUGCCGCCGCCGAGUCUGCUUCUUCGCUCACACGCCGGAACAACUCCGGGUCCUGAGCCCCACCGACUCGCCGGUUCGUCUCUCCAAUGGUUCUUUCGGCUCGUCGCCGACUUCGAUCCUCACUUCGCCUCCAAUUUCUCCGCCAUCGGAGUCGCCGCCCAACAGCCCUCAGAACUCGGAGCUUGUGGCUGCGAUGAGGAACCUUCGGAUUGGGAAGUCGAAGAUGAAUUCUCCUCCUUCGUGGGGGUUCGGUUCGCCACGUGGCGGGUCGAUGCUCCGACCCGGAUUUUGCAGCGUUCCUUCUACUCCGACUCAGGGUCAGGUCCCGAACCUGUGGGACCAGUCCUGCGAUGAGGAGCCGACGAUGGAGAGAGUGGAGUCUGGGAGAAAUCUGAGGGCUAUAAUGUACGCGAAGCUCAGUAAGGAGAACUCGCUCGGCCGAGUUGACUCGCCGGGGUCAGGUGCGCCUGACGUGGGCUGGAUUUCGGAGCUCGUCAAGUGAAGCCAAACCUGUGGAGCGAUGUCGUUUUGGCUUCUCGAAUUUUUUUUUUGGUUUUUGGCUGUUGGGUUUUGUUAAGAAUCGGUGGCCUUUGAUCUUCUGACUUUCUGUGAAUACGCAAAUCCCAAUUAGUUUUGGAAUUUUCUCUGUAAAUACACGAUGGGAGCUUACUUAUUUUUCUGCAUCUGGAGAAAAGGAAAAAGAAAAAAAUUGAAAAAAAAAAAAAAGAAUUGCAACUUCUGUACAGAUAAGAAGCAUUUUCUCAGGGCUGCCGAGGAUUGGGUAGCAGUUUCUUUUAUCGGAAUUUGUCUGAAUUAUAUUUCCCCUUUUGAUUUGAUCAAUACUCUUUCGGAUAAUUCUGUUUGUAAGUUCGUAUUAAUUAAUGUAAAUUACCUUCCAUUAAAA